Durusdinium trenchii is the source of this 1410-nucleotide messenger RNA. Lineage: Eukaryota; Dinophyceae; Suessiales; Symbiodiniaceae. The record is from the annotation of a GenBank genome assembly.
AUGACCGCGCCGAAACGGAAAAAGUCAUCCUCAUCCUCUUCGUCCUCGAAGAAGCCGAGGCGCCUACCCAGGCCCCGCCCAGCACCGCGGGGCGUACGACGAGUGAGUGUCACCCCUUCGCCAUCGCCAGAGCCAGUGCAGCGCUUUGUGCAUCGACAAGUGGAGCAUCGCACCCUCUCGGAGUCACCGAUCAGGCGAUCGCCCGAACGGGCGGCCAAAGGCAAGGGCAAAGGUGGAGAGGUCGACACCUGGCGAGCCGAAUUCGAGGAGGCUUGGUUGUUGGAUCGCACCGCCAUGAGAGCCAAGAGCUUCUGGUCCUCCCUGACCAUGUAUCCGCGCUCUCCAUCGCCGCAGCGAGAGCAAGAACAGCCGGCAGAGGAGGCAGCUCCGCCCAUGACAAAGGAGGAGCAGAAGCGGAACGACAAGUUUCAGGACAACAUCAAGAAGGCCAUGAAAACCGAGUCCAAGGAGCUGAAGAAGAUUGAGAAGGAACAGAAGAAAGAGAACAAGGAGAAGGACGAUGAGGAGGGCAAGGAGAAGAAGGAGAAGAAAGAGAAGAAAGAGAAGAAAGAAAAGAAGUCCAAGGAUGCGGAGUCUGAGGAGAAGAAGGAGAAAAAGGCCAAGAAGGAAAAGAAGGAAGAGAAGAAGGAGGAAGAAUCUGAAGACGUGAAGAAGUCCAAGAAGGAGGAGGACAAGAAAGACAAGAAAUCAAAGAAGGAGAAGAAGGGUGAGGAAGCCGAAGCAAAGGAGGAAAAGGCCAAGGACAAAGGAAAGAAGGAGAAGAAAAAGAAGAAGGAAUCCUCAUCCUCCGAAGACUCCUCCAGUGACUCAGAUGAGGAGAGCAGCGACAGCGGCGAGACGGUGAUGGAAGAACAGGUGGAAUGGGUCGAGAUUCGACCCAGUGCCGCGGGCGACUCCAAAUACGCUGCAGGCUACAACUACGACUCGGAGGAUGAAGGCUUUGGGCCCAUGCCAGCGAGUCAACAGGAGCUCAUCAACAACAUGUCGCAGAGCAAGGGAUCUUAUGGAGGCUACUUGCUGCCCGGAGAGGGAGAUGCCAUGGCCGAGUACGUGAAGAGCGGAAUGCGUAUCCCGCGCAGAGGAGAGGUCGGCAUCACUGCCGAGCAGAUCGACGGCCUUGAGGGCUUGGGCUAUGUCAUGAGCGGUUCUCGGCACCGACGUAUGAACGCGGUGCGUAUCCGAAAGGAGAAUCAGGUCUACUCUGCCGAAGAGAAGCGAGCCCUCGCUAUGUACAACUUCGAGGAGAAGGCGAAUCGCGAAUCGAUGUUGGUGGGCGAGCUCCGAGAACUCUUGGAGAAGCGACAGAAGGCCAUUGCAACUGCAGUGGGCGAUGGCAGCACGCUGACCGAUCGGUUCAGUUCGAUCGGGGAGCAGAAGAAGUUUCUCUGA